Molecule: messenger RNA, 641 nt
Organism: Rana temporaria (common frog)
Lineage: Eukaryota; Metazoa; Chordata; Amphibia; Anura; Ranidae
Product: SLAM family member 5-like
Exons: 2
Coding region: 123-641 (172 amino acids)
Source: RefSeq, a predicted model, not a curated record
UUACAGGAGGAGAUGUCCCUAUCAGAGUGAACGGCCUUAUAAACCAAUUCAUCCUCCUGUCACCUUCUGUGGAUUCAUCACGUUCUGUACAACAUGUCUACUGGAACUUCCAAACCUACAUAAUGGCAUCUUAUAUAAAUAAUCAGCUUACUGUAAUUGAGGAUACAUUUGAAGGAAGGCUGGAGAUCCUGGAUAAUGGAAGAUCACUGAAGAUUGGAGAGCUGAGACUGGAGGACAGUGGACUGUAUGCUGGAAUUAUAACUUUUACUGACAGAAGUAAAGAUCAGAAAAUCUACAAUCUCACUGUGUAUGACUAUGUUCCUGUUCCAACCAUAGAAGGUGCAGGGAUGAAGAAAGAUGAUGAAUGGUGUAAUGUGACUCUUCGAUGUUCCACCUCAACAAACACAUCAACUCUGUCCUAUAUCUGGAACUACAAAUAUGAAGACACUUGCUCUACAAUGCUGUAUAAUAACACUGGAGACACAAUCCAAAUAUCACUACAGCCCAAGUCCUGGGAUAUGGAGAUUAUAUGUAUAGUACAGAAUCCUGUUGAUCGGAAAAAUGUCUCUGUGCAGAAGAUAUGCCGGGAUUAUGGUGAUAGAAAAACAACAACAAUGAUAGGUAGAGUUCAGGAUUUUUAA